Molecule: messenger RNA, 1379 nt
Organism: Apis cerana (Asiatic honeybee)
Lineage: Eukaryota; Metazoa; Arthropoda; Insecta; Hymenoptera; Apidae
Gene: elm
Product: calcineurin like EF-hand protein 1 elm
Molecular function (GO): calcium ion binding
Source: RefSeq, a predicted model, not a curated record
UAAUAAUUUAUAAUAAUUCGUGUGAAUUCGUAUAAUAAUUUCCUAUAUAAAAAAUGAAUAAUGAAAGUUUAAAUAACAUAAAAAAAAUUUUUUUUUUAUAUAAAUGAAUUUUCAUUAAAUGAAAAAUAAAGAUUAAGUAGCAAAGAAAAAUAUUAAUGAAUGAUGUUAUGUAAAAUAAAUACAUAUAAGAUCGUUUCGAGUUCUUUAUAUAAUAAUAUUUGUACAUUAAUCCCUAUACUAGGGAAUAUAAUAGUGGAAACUUUAUAAUAAUUAAUAGAAUUUUUACAAAAUUUAAUUUUUUUUUUAUUUCAAUUUUGGCACGAAAUUCUGUUGUAAUGUGUGUUAUAUUUGUAAUAUUAUUAUUAAAUUUAUAAUAUAUUGAAAAUAGUUACAAAAAAUAUUAUAUCAAAUAUUUCUUUUUUAAAUAAAAUGACUUUAAAAAAUUAUUUGAAUAUAUUAUAUUAAUGUUAAGUAUAUAUGAAAUUUCUCUACUGGAAUAACAUAUUGUAUAUCAGUCUUGAGAUUUUUUUUCAUCAGUAACCUUUGACACUUAUGAUUAUUUGUCAAAUGUUAGGAUAUCAUAUACAGAAAGUGUACAUUCUAAAACAAGGAAAUUAAAUAUGAAUUAAUAUAUUUAAAUUAAGUUAAAGUUAUUAAAUUAUUUUAUUAAAAAUAUUUUAAUUACAUCAAAGAAAAUAAUGGGUAAUAGAUCUAGCCUUCUUCUACGCGAAGAAGAAAUAGCACAAAUCCAAGAAGCCACUGGAUUUACACCAAACCAGAUUGAACGUUUAUAUAGUCGUUUUACAAGUCUUGAUCGUGGAGAUUGUGGAACUCUUAGUAGAGAAGAUUUCCUUAGGAUUCCAGAAUUGGCAAUAAAUCCUCUUGGUGAUAGAAUUGUAAAUGCUUUCUUUGAUGAAAGUGGUAAUGAUAGAGUAAAUUUCUUACAAUUUAUGCAAGUGCUGGCUCACUUCAGACCCAUUAAAAAAAAUAGUCCUAAUAGAUUAAAUUCUAGACAAGAGAAAUUAAAAUUUGCUUUCAAAAUGUAUGAUUUGGAUAAUGAUGAUUUAAUAUCAAAAGAUGAAUUACUAGCUAUUUUGCACAUGAUGGUUGGUGCAAAUAUUAGCGAAGAACAAUUAACUAGUAUUGCAGAAAGAACUAUAGUAGAAGCUGAUGAAAAUGGUGAUGGAAUGAUUUCAUUUGAAGAGUUUUGUAAAGCAUUAGAGAGGACAGAUGUAGAACAAAAAAUGUCUAUACGAUUUCUUAGUUAAUUUAUUUUUCUCUUCAAAUAAUGCACAAUUUGCUGAUGUGUUGGGCAUAUAUAUUAAAAUUUAUUAUAAUUUAUAAUAAUAAUAAUGAAUAUAACAGUUUAUUUUUUCUUA